AUGAAAGUCAUCAAGCAAGAAGAGGGCUCCACCCCCCUCUGGGAGAUGUCUACAGGCCCAGGUCAUGGCCACGACGACCGCAGCUACGACUAUGAGAACGCCCCCGCGAUGGAGCAGUCACGGCCCUUCCUCGAUACCUCCAGGUUGUGGGGAAAGGAGGAAGAUGACGGCGCAUCAGCCGGUCCUGGAAAGCUCUACGUUAUCAGCCCCUUGACAUACCUCAUCGGGUACAUGUCCAUGAUCGUCGUCAUGGGUAUAGCCUGUGCCAUCCUCGCGCGGACGUACCCGGGUGCACUGCAGUAUACUGCUAUUGUGGCUGUCAUCAUGGUACAUCCAUAA
This is a messenger RNA of Aspergillus versicolor CBS 583.65, 339 nucleotides long. RefSeq lists its product as uncharacterized. The transcript has a single exon. The record is from RefSeq and is a predicted model, not a curated record. The coding region runs from base 1 to 339 and encodes 112 amino acids. NCBI's taxonomy places the organism in Eukaryota, Fungi, Ascomycota, Eurotiomycetes, Eurotiales, Aspergillaceae.